GUAGGAGAUACUCGUACUCGAUGCCGCUUUUCCAGCUGUAACCCUGAGCUAGUGCGUCAUUGCUUUUCUCCAGAAUAAUUUUGUCCCACCAACAUUUUAAGCUCUGCCCUCCCUUAUCUCCACGCAUAAACCAACUUAUCGAUAAUCGCGCGCUCGUCUUCCCCUCUGCCCAGGAAUGAAUUGAGUUCGAUUUUCUACUCCAGACACCGUGAAAGCGGUCCGGUCGUCCCGAUACGAUGCGACUUUUCCUCCUUCCUAUUUCUACGCGGCGAGUGCUCAUAUACUGCCAACGAUUAAACGUUGCUGCGCCCGAGAAGCAGACUUGGGCUGACUGGGGGACAUCAAAGGCCACAAAGUUAUGGGCGGGGUGGGAGAAAAGGGAAAGUGGGUGGCAGAGGAAGGUGGUGGAUUAUGGAAACUACGCUCUAAAACGCAUCCCAUAUGAGGAAUGGGGCUUGAAGUCCAUACCCCCAAUCUCAGCGCGGAAGAAGGAGAUAUCUGCCGGAGAGAAAGUUGAAGUUUUCUUUCCAUCGACAGUUUUGCCAGAGCAGAACAUUUUAGAAGUAUUAAAAAAACUGGGAACGGAACGUCAAAGCUUACACCAGAAGCGAUUGAUAUGGAGCUGCAUUGGUAUGCCAAUAUCUGCGCCUUUUGCAAUAGUCCCAGUGUAAGUGCAGGUUAUUUGAAAAUUUGUGAUGCACGGCUAACCAUCUUUCCAGAGUCCCAAAUUUGCCGUUCUUCUACCUCGUUUUUCGGGCAUGGUCACAUUGGAGAGCCCUGUCAGGCUCAAAGCACAUAGAAUUCCUUUUGAAAAAGGAACUCGUCACACCAAAACCCUCGAAGAUAUUAGAUUUGAUUUACGCGGACAAAAACCAACCAUUCAACACUGCGCUUGAGAAGCAGACUAACACCAACCCAAUACCCAAUUCAGUCGAGAGGAUGAUCAUUCAUAAGGGGGAGGCAAAGCAGAUUGCAGAGGCACUUAGCAUGCCGGAACUCGACAUCGAACUUGAUCGAGCUAUUUGGCAGGUAGACAAGUCAAUACAGGCCGAGAAGAAAACAAAAGAGGAAAAGGAAAUAGAGAAGGCUCAAUCAAAGCAAGGAGAGAAGAAGAAAUAAUAUGGGAUGCCAUAUACCAAGAGGUCGGUCUUGUACGAUGUACGAAUUAUGUGUAUGAUAUGGAUGGAAAUGAAAUAUUGAUACAGGCUUGGGUCUUGGGAUAGAGGAUCAUGAAUGAAAAGACCACUCCAUAUAUAUUAUAC
This is a messenger RNA of Hymenoscyphus albidus, 1262 nucleotides long. Lineage: Eukaryota; Fungi; Ascomycota; Leotiomycetes; Helotiales; Helotiaceae. The record is from the annotation of a GenBank genome assembly.